UGCUGAGUACUCCUGCUCGCGAGCCGCAGAGUUGCCCAACGGCUUUCAGUCUGGGCGGCGACCCGGCGCUCUGGCCCAGCCAUGCUGCUUCUCCUGGCACUGCUUGCUGAGUUUGGAAAGCUGCACGCCAGCAUGGGUUCUGAAGGAAUAUUCCUGCACCUCACAGUCCCACAGAAAAUAAGGUCGAAUGAGAGUGAAGGUGCAAAGAGGCAGGUGGUUUAUAUUAUUACAAUUGAUGAAAAACCAUACACUCUGCAUCUCACAAAACACUCAUUCCUAUCCAAGAAUUUUUUGGUUUAUACAUUUAAUGAAACAGGGUCUUUGCAUACUGAUUCUUCAUAUUCUAAGAUUCAUUGCUAUUACCAAGGAUAUAUUGCAGAUUUUCCAAAUUCAUUUGCAACACUCAGCAUAUGUUCUGGGCUCAGGGGAUUCCUUCAGUUUGAAAAUAUCAGCUAUGGAAUUGAACCAUUGGAAUCUUCAGCAAGAUAUGAGCACAUAAUUUAUCAAGUGAAAAAUGGCAAUCCAGAUAUACCAAUGUUAGCAGAAAAUUACAGCAAUAUUUGGCAGAAAGACCAGACCUAUAAACUUUAUUUAAGCUCACAGGUAACUGCAGUAAUUCUGAUCUUAUGA
Phyllostomus hastatus (greater spear-nosed bat) is the source of this 630-nucleotide messenger RNA. Its product is annotated as disintegrin and metalloproteinase domain-containing protein 18-like. Lineage: Eukaryota; Metazoa; Chordata; Mammalia; Chiroptera; Phyllostomidae. Gene Ontology annotation, biological process: cell adhesion; binding of sperm to zona pellucida. The coding region runs from base 82 to 630 and encodes 182 amino acids. The transcript is spliced from 6 exons. Gene Ontology annotation, cellular component: plasma membrane. The record is from RefSeq and is a predicted model, not a curated record.